CCUAAAAUAAGGGAGACUAAAAUCAGAUAUGGCGGACUCCUUCUCAGAGGCCAGUAUAACACUACUGUGUAAUGAUUGGCUCUUUGUGUAAGGAAGUGAUCUCAUUGGUAGAGCAGGUGCAGUGUGAAAGCCCCUUUCUUUCGCUGCACCUGCGCCUGUAUCACCCUACCUGUUCAACCUGCCCUCUCGCCUUCCUGAUAGGCACACCUCCCCCCAACCCCCACUGCUCUUGUUAGCGGAACUACCUGGUUUCACAGCGGGGGCAAGUUCCUUGUACAAACAAGCAAACUGUCCUCAACUAAACAGAGAGAAAACCAGUCUGCUAAUGGGAUAAAAUCCACCUGUGCCAUUGACUGUUAGUCUUUUUGCCGUGUCGUGAAUAGAAACAAUCUUCAAGGUGUUGUCAUCUGUCUGAAAUCUCUGAGUUUGAGCGGCGUGUCAGAGUUCAAUCCAGGCUGUUGAGGAACUACUGAAUGGGCUAAACAUGGGGUCAGAUGACGCUUAUAAUUUUGUCUUUAAGGUGGUUCUGAUUGGCGAGUCCGGUGUGGGCAAAAGCAACCUGCUGUCACGCUUCACCAAAAACGAGUUCAACCAUGACAGUCGCACCACUAUUGGAGUGGAGUUCAGCACCAGGACUGUGCAGCUGAACGGUCUUACCAUCAAGGCCCAGAUCUGGGACACAGCUGGCCUGGAGCGCUACAGGGCAAUCACCUCAGCUUACUACAGGGGUGCAGUGGGAGCCCUGCUUGUCUAUGACAUUUCAAAACACCUCACCUACGAGAGUGCAGCACGGUGGCUGAAGGAGCUGUAUGAUCAUGCAGACCCUCACAUAGUCGUGAUGCUGGUGGGAAACAAGUCUGACCUGGCAGAGGAGCGGUCAGUUUCCACAGAGGAUUCCAAGAGCUUUGCAGAAGAGAAUGGCCUGUUGUUCAUGGAGACCUCUGCCUUAGAGUCCACAAACGUUGAGGUUGCAUUUAACAACGUCCUUGCUGAGAUCCACAAGAAAGUGUCCAGCAGAGAAGUGACCAGAGGCUCAAUCAGUGCUGUGACGUUGUCCAGCCCAAAUGCACUGUCCACAAAUACUGAGGAGAAGAAACCAUGUUGCAAAAAUGUAUGAAAAAGUGUCUAACCCUUAAAGUUCAAGAAUCUCCGCUGAAAGAGUCUUUGUCUUACACACAGCAUUCACCCACAAAGUCAAGCUAGAUUUUGAAAAAUGUUCUUCAAAUAAUGUCAUGUUAUAUGAUGCCACAUUCAUUUUCAUUGACUAGAAAGAAUAAAUGAUAUGCUGUUAAGACGCUUACAUCGGGUGAUCGCAGUCAGAGGCAUUAUAGCCUUUUGUUUGGCAGAGUUUAAGGCUUGUUAUGAAAGGGAAGGAAGUUAAUAUGUUUCUCUGUCAUUUUUAUGUUCUGGUAAAUAUGAUCCACACUGUCCUGUUUUUCACAGUAUCGAGAACAGUGGCUUGUCAAUGCACAGGUUUAAAAUUUAGCCAAACUGAUGUUCAUCUUUACAAUUCUGUUCAAUUGAUUUAAUUGAUUAAGUCUGAUUUGUUUUUCCCAUCUUUACAAGAAAUUAUUCUUGUCAUAUAUCAUUUUGCAUUUAGGCCAACGCAUUUAUCAAUCUACAUUGUGUAUCUGAAACUAUAUUAAAGUAAAUCAUUGUUGUAUGAUAUUCAUGCAAAUUGUAUCAAUAAAUAUGACACUAUUCAAUAUAA
Clupea harengus (Atlantic herring) is the source of this 1711-nucleotide messenger RNA. RefSeq names its product RAB25, member RAS oncogene family b (gene rab25b). The record is from RefSeq and is a predicted model, not a curated record. Lineage: Eukaryota; Metazoa; Chordata; Actinopteri; Clupeiformes; Clupeidae. Gene Ontology annotation, molecular function: GTPase activity; GTP binding.